UUGGGGUGUUCUUUUUGAGUAAUUCCAUCCGUUACAUGUAUGCUUUAUGUGAGAUGUAUUAGGUGAGUCUCUUUACUUGACCUGUCUUGUAAUAAAAUAAUAUGGGGCGUGUUACUUUUUAUUCUGCUAUAUCGGUUACCAAUCUGUUAUUUAACAACGUCCAUCCACUAGUGUAGACAUUGUGAAAAUGAAAGUCAGUCGGCAUCAAAGCCGUUCAUUGUGAAACUAUGAAGUUUGAACUCUGGUAUAACCCACGCAUAGCACAGAGCUCCCUAUACGGUAGAGGAUUAUUGUCUUCAGCAUCCUGGGGCCACGCGUUAGGCUUUCAGAAUCACCAUGUGCUCUGUUUACUCCAUAGGAAACGUUCACCUGGAUUAUUGAGCCUCUGUCAUUUGUUCUCUUUCAGGGCUUCAUGACCAGCUAACAGCGCUCCGCCAUUGCUUGUAAAAAGUCACCAAAGAGUCAUUUCUUCAGAUCCAUUAACCGUGAAUGCUGAGCUCCAAAUGAUUAUAAGCACUCCCCAGAGACUGAGCGCGGGAGCAGAUCUUCUCAUAGGGAGGCAGUUCACCGCGGCCACCUCCGCCAUGGUCACUCAGAGUCACAUCACAGAUGCCACCAGCUGGAUUCCUGGGGAUCGGAAGCGAACUCGUGAGUUUAUAGAGUCUGACUUCUCAGAAAGUAAGAGAAGCAAGAGAGGGGAGAAGAGCGGGAAGGGUCUGCGACAUUUCUCUAUGAAGGUUUGUGAGAAGGUGCAGACCAAAGGGACCACGUCCUACAAUGAAGUGGCAGAUGAACUGGUGGCUGAGUUUACCAGCUCUGCUGGACAGCUACCCUCCGACUCUGCCUAUGACCAGAAGAACAUUAGGCGGAGGGUUUACGACGCUCUCAAUGUGCUAAUGGCCAUGAAUAUUAUCUCUAAAGAGAAGAAGGAAAUAAAAUGGAUUGGUUUGCCAUCCAACUCCGUUCAGGAAUGUGAGAAUUUAGAGAUAGAGAAACAGAAGAGGAUAGAGCGUAUCAAGCAGAAGAGUGCUCAGCUACAGGAACUGCUGCUACAGCAAAUCGCUUUCAAGCACCUUGUUCAGAGAAACCGGCAAAAUGAACAACUGAAUCAGAUCCCUCCCGCUGUAAACUCCACCAUCAAGCUGCCAUUCAUCAUUGUGAACACCAGCAAGAAGACGGUCAUAGACUGCAGUAUUUCUAGUGACAAAUUUGAAUAUCUCUUUAAUUUUGACAAUGCCUUUGAAAUACAUGAUGACAUUGAAGUUCUGAAGAGGAUGGGGAUGUCCUUUGGGUUGGAAUCUGGAAAAUGCACAUCAGAAAACCUUAAACUUGCCAAAUCCUUUGUACCAAGAGCUCUGGAAGGAUAUGUGACAGACAUGGCCUCAGGGACAUCUUGGGCAGACCAAGGACUUCCUUUUAAUACAUCUCAGACGGCCUCUGCAGCACAUUCUGCUAGCACUACUACUUACUCACAAUCCAGCGUGAACCCAGGAUUGUUUUUUGACACUGACAUUUCUUUGACCAACAGCAGCCACCACUCCAGCUCCGGAACGUCCCACUACACAGAAUCUCGAGGGGAAACACCUUGUUCUUUCGAUGAUGAAGAAGAUGAUGAAGACGAUUCUUCCUCCCUGGAAUAAAAUGGCAAGUGCGAUGAGGACACGUCCGAAUGUAUGUGAACGCACAUACCCAUAGUUUAGUCUUCCAACGCAGUGUUUCGAUGGGAGAUCACAUCGGGAUCAACAAAGAUUAUAAUUUUUUUUUUUUCAAAAUGGAAACAUGCUGUGGACACUCAUAUAUUUCAUGAUGGCGUCUUGCCAGCUGAGAGGUGACUACGUUUGCUCCAAUAAUGCUGUUUUGAUUGUUGGGCUUUUAGACACUGUGUGCAAGGAUUAUGCACCGGGUAUGACAGAGGACCUGUAUGAGCCUGCAGACUGUCGGAGCCAUCACCCCACUGCCUUUGGAUAAAAAUGCAUCUUUUUUGUAUAUUUCCUAUCUUAAGCUUGAAGCCACUUAAGUAACACACAACUCCAGCUAAGCUAGAAGCGACGCCUGCCAACGAUCUGUGGGAAAGAUGCUGCUAUGUUCUGAUUGCUGCAGUUUUUGAGAAAAUCAGAGGAUAUUUCUUUCUAAAGCAGAGCCUGCUUUGUACUCAAAGGAUUUCUAGCGCCAUCCGUAGAGAAAAAGGGAUCACUGUGAUGGAGAAUGCCGUCUUUUUUCUUUGCCAUUAUCUGUCAUAACCAUUUCCAAUUUUAUUUUAUUUUUUUGUUAUUUUGAUAAUGAGGUAACAUCACAAUGGACAACCUUUCAUCCAUUUUGUAACAAGUGUAAUGUAUGAUAUCUUGCCAUGUCCCCGGUGCUGUUUUCUAUGUAUUAUCACCCCUCCUACCCCAGAACUUAUUUUUGUAAUAUGAAGGGCAGUUCCACUUAAGGGCAAUUUUCUGGUCUUGACAGGUGAACAUUGUCUGAGUCCACAUAUAUGGAUGCCUCCACUAUAGGUGAAAAGUUAGUAUAAUCCUGCAUGGGCUUAAUUUAGACCAAAUCUCUUCCUGACAUAUACCCCACCACAAGAGUUAAAGGGAACCUGUCACCAUGAAAAUGCAAUUCAGUCUGUCAAUACAAUGUUAUAGAGGAGGUUGAGAGAUAGUUUUGUGGGUAAAGAGUCAGGAAAACGUGAAUCUCUGCUAAUUCUGGGCUUAGGAGUCCAGUGGGCAGUUGGACCGCCCACUGGACUCCUAGGCAUGGAAGGUGCAGGGGUUUUAAUCAGUAAAUUACAUAUUAUCCAUGAUGUUCAAUAACAUUAUAUAUCAGUCUGCUCAACUCCUUCUGCUCUAUAACAUGAUAUCCAUAGAUCAGACUGUAUUAUUCAAGUGUGGAAUGUUUUCUUUAAAGAGGAUA
Molecule: messenger RNA, 2898 nt
Organism: Hyla sarda
Lineage: Eukaryota; Metazoa; Chordata; Amphibia; Anura; Hylidae
Gene: TFDP2
Product: transcription factor Dp-2
Exons: 10
Coding region: 504-1640 (378 amino acids)
Biological process (GO): regulation of transcription by RNA polymerase II; regulation of cell cycle
Cellular component (GO): nucleus; transcription regulator complex
Molecular function (GO): RNA polymerase II transcription regulatory region sequence-specific DNA binding; DNA-binding transcription factor activity, RNA polymerase II-specific
Source: RefSeq, a predicted model, not a curated record